Molecule: messenger RNA, 2182 nt
Organism: Biomphalaria glabrata
Lineage: Eukaryota; Metazoa; Mollusca; Gastropoda; Planorbidae
Product: transmembrane protein 41B-like
Exons: 7
Coding region: 82-930 (282 amino acids)
Cellular component (GO): endoplasmic reticulum membrane
Source: RefSeq, a predicted model, not a curated record
GUCACGCUAGAUCUAUAUAUAGGUAUGUGAGACAAACUAGAUCUUGUCUAGGUGGUGGAUAGUAAAGUAAAAACAUUGAAAAUGCACUCCAUAUCGCCCAAGUUGGUGGUUGCAAACUCAAAAGAUGAUGCCAAGGAUGAACAAAUGAACCAAACAAAUGAAGGACCAAAUAUUAAGACAGAUGAUGAUCUGAAUGGUAGCACAAAAAAAUCUCUCCUUAUUUUGGCAGCUAUAUUUUGUUCUGCACUAGUUGCAUUAGGAAUUGUGUAUGCUAGUUUUCCAAAGCUAGAGCAUGAUGACGCACAGUAUAUAAAACUUCCAAGAAAUAUUGAAGAUGCUAAAAACUUGGGCAAAGUUUUACAUCACUACAAAGAGAAAUAUUACUAUCAAGUUUUACUUGGCUACUUUGUAGUCUAUAUAUUUUUACAAACUUUUGCCAUUCCAGGGUCUAUUUUUCUAAGUAUUAUUUCUGGAUUUUUGUAUCCAUUUGUAUUAGCUUUACCAUUGGUAUGUCUGUGCUCAGCUAUUGGAGCGUCCUUUUGUUAUCUACUAUCCUAUAUGGUGGGAAGAAGAAUUGUGCAGAAGUAUUUCCCACAGAGAGCCGCAGAGUGGAAAAAGCAUGUAGACAACCAUCGGCAGCACUUACUGAACUACAUGUUAUUUCUUAGAAUAACGCCAUUCCUGCCCAACUGGUUCAUCAACAUCACAUCCCCUGUCAUUGAUGUCCCACUUGGUACAUUUUUUAUUGGAACAACUUUAGGUGUAGCACCACCAUCUUUUGUGUUUAUACAAGCUGGAACCACUCUUCACAAACUGUCUUCAACUAGUGAAGCAAUGUCUUGGUAUAACAUUGGACUCUUAGCUCUCUUUGCGGCGGUGGCACUUCUACCUGUACUACUGAAAAACAAACUCAAAAGCAAAUUAGAAUAAUAUAAAUGAGGAAUGUUUUUUCUCUUUUUGGUCAUUGUGCAAGUGUCAGUCGUUUUUAAUCACCCAAGGUCUUGUAAGCAGAGUAAAUGUUUGAUGUUGUGUAAAUGUAUCUUCUACUCAGAGCCAAUGUUCAAUUAACAUUGACAAUCUCCACUUCAUCAGCAUACAUCUUGCUAUUUAUUCAGAUAUGUGAUGAUAACCCUAAAUAAACAAAAUACAUAAAAAUACUUUUUUAAAAAACAAAGCUUAUAUUAAGUGUAUCAGUUAGUUUCGAUCAGUCAUAUCAUUAAUUUUAUAAUAGAUCUACACUGUAAUAAAUCUGUACGAUUAGAAAUAUUUAUUUUACCAAUUGUUUUUGUUUAGGGCAAUUAAAGAAAAGAUAUUUUCUAUUUGCUAAAAGAUCAGAUGUUAUUCUUGAAUUUUUUUUAUAACUCAGAGUUUACAUUUAGGUGUAGGGCGUGUAGGUUAGCUUCUCUUAAAGAUAUUGACAUUUCCCAGUCAUUUCCUUCAAUUGUAAUUGGUAAAAUAAUACACCUGUCUUCACUCACUAGAUUUACAGGGCACAGAAUUUAGAGAUUAAGCUAUUGGUUCAUUAGAUGAGUAACUACUAAAAUAUCCUUUUUUGUUUUUACUCAUCCAAAGGAAGGGAAAAAAAAAAACUGCCUGCUUAACAGGAAACUUAAAGAAAAGGGAAAUGUUUAAGUUCUUUAUGGAAUAAGGGAGUCAUUGCUUUUUUAUUUACUGUCCAAGUGUGCUUAUGUGGAUAGUGUUUGAGGACAUGUUUAUUGACAAUUUUGAUGACUGUAUCCAGUAAUGCAAAGAUUAAAAAGAAAACAAUUACAGCAUUGAUAAUAGAAGUCACUUAUAUCUUAAUAGAAAUAUAAGAAAGAACCUGAAUCUGUUAUUUUAUUCUAAAGUUUUUCAGUAACUUCUACAAGGCCUGUCAAAAUUGUAAAUUCCCUGGGUGUUAUAGUUUUGGCAUUUAUUAAGAUAAAAAAAAGCAUUCACUAAAAGAGAACUACAAUAAUGCUAUAUAAAAAUCUCACUAAUUGUAGUAUCAUUCUGCAGGCUAUCAUCACUUUUCAUUCAAGCUUCAUUUUAUUAUAAUUGAAUGGUUUAUGUCUGUGAUAUAUAUAUUAAUGAAUAUCAAAAAUACACAUUUCUUUGCAUUUGUUAAUAUGAUUGAAUGUUAUGAUUUAAUUUGAAUGUGUUUUACUAAAAUAGGCAAUAAAAUAAGUUAAUUACACUGGUA